This is a messenger RNA of Silurus meridionalis, 2479 nucleotides long. RefSeq names its product nuclear factor 7, ovary-like. Gene Ontology annotation, molecular function: zinc ion binding; protein binding; ubiquitin-protein transferase activity. The transcript is spliced from 6 exons. Bases 123 to 1679 code for a protein of 518 amino acids. The record is from RefSeq and is a predicted model, not a curated record. Gene Ontology annotation, biological process: protein ubiquitination. Lineage: Eukaryota; Metazoa; Chordata; Actinopteri; Siluriformes; Siluridae.
AUUUGACAUUACACAACGUACCGAACAGCAACUAGCAAUUCACAGCAAGAACACACACAAUCAAUUCUAAACCCAGUAAAGCUUGAAUUUUCUGAAUCCUGUACCGCGUUUGUACUGAAACAAUGGGGCGAGGACAAUCUAAGUUUGCUCGUGACUCCAGAAGUCUCCUGUCUGAAGAGCAGCUGCUGUGUUCGAUCUGUCUGGAUGUGUUCACUGAUCCAGUCACCACUCCAUGUGGACACAACUUCUGCAAAAGCUGCCUUACACGGUGCUGGGAGAAGAGUCAAGACGGUUACUGUCCAUUAUGUAAAGAGAAAUUCGCCAAGAAACCUGAACUGAAAAUUAAUACAACACUGAGAGAGGUUGCAGAUCACUUCAAGAAGAAAAGUGUUCCAGACAAACCUGAGGUUCUUUGUGAUGUUUGUACUGGAGAGAAGGUGAAGGCCGUGAAAUCCUGUUUGUAUUGUGGACUGACUUUCUGUAAGUCUCAUUUAGAACCUCAUAAUCAUGUUCUAAAACUUACUAAACACAAACUAAUAAACCCUGUGGAGAACCUGAAGGACUACAUAUGCCAGAAACAUGAGAGAGCUCUGGAGCUGUUCUGUAGAGAUGAUCAGACAUGUGUGUGUCAGUUGUGCAUUGAAGGAGACCACAAGAAUCACAACACUGUUCCUAUAGAGGAGGAGAGCAGAGAGUGGAAGACUCAGCUGGGGAAAACUAAGACAGAUGUACAGCAGAUGAUUCCGAGUCGACUGGAGAAGAUCCAACAGAUCAAACACUCAGUAGAUCUCAGAAAAAGAAACACAGAGAAAGAGAAAGCAGACAGUGUUGAAGUCUUCACUGCUCUGAUUAGCUCCAUUGAGAGAAGUCAGGCUGAGCUGCUGAAGCUGAUGGAGGAGAAGCAGAAAGCAGCAGUGAUGCAGACUGAAGAACUCAUUAAAGAGCUGGAGCAGAAAAUUACUGUGCUACAGAGGAGAGACACUGAGCAGGAGAAGCUCUCACACACUGAGGAUCAUCUCCACCUCCUACAGGUUAACUCGUCCAUGUUCAGCCUUCCACACACCAAGAACUGGACUGAGAUCAGUAUUAACACUGAUCUGAGUGGAGACACUGCGAGGACAUCUCUGUCUCAGCUUCAGCACAGUCUGAAUGAGAAACUCACUAAAACAAUCAAUGACAAGUUAAAGGAGGCAGUGGAUGUGAUUCUGGAUCCUGAUACAGCUCAUCCCAACCUCAUUCUUUCUGCUGAUGGAAAACAAGUGUCACUUGGAAACAAACGACAAAAUCUCCCUGAUACACCAGAGAGGUUUAAUCAGUGUGUCUGUGUUCUGGGGAAGCAGAGUUUCUCCUCGGGAAGAUUUUAUUAUGAGGUGCAGGUCAGAGGGAAAACUGCCUGGGAUUUAGGAGUUGUGAGAGAAAACAUUAACAGGAAGGGGAAGAUUAUAGCAAACCCUCAGAAUGGAUUCUGGUCUGUGAUAUUGAGGAAUAAGAAUCAGUAUUGGGCUUGUGCUGAUCCCCCUGUCCCCCUCACACUGAGAAAGAAGGUGGAGAAGGUGGGAGUGUUUGUGGAUUAUGAGGAGGGUCUGGUCUCCUUUUAUGAUGUGAACUCCAGAUCUCUUAUCUACUCUUUUAGUGGUCAGACUUUCACUGAGAAACUCUAUCCAUACUUCUGCCCUUGAUUCAAUUAUGGAGGUAAAAAUUCAGCACCACUGAUCAUCUCUCCUCCACUUUAGACUAAAGGAUUUUUAUCUCAAAAAAAUCGGAUGUUAAAAAAGGAAUUAAAACCUUUUUUUCUUUUUAAUAAAAUUAUGAAAUUCACAGAACAAUUUGAUACAAUCAGAAAUGUUUAAAAAAUCUGAUAAUAUUUUAAACUAUUAGAAAUUUGGAAAAAAAAAAAAAAACUAUGAACUUUACAUUUACUCUUUUUACUUUAACGAUAUAUACAUAAUGUUUAAAUGCUUAAAUACAUACAUUUAUGUGGCAAAGAAUAUUUGAAUUUUUUUUACUUUUUUGUUCUUUUACUUUUGUUUAUUUACUUUUUUGUUCUCUGUAUCCUUACAAUACAUACAAAUAUCCGAUUAUUGUCUUUGGAUAACUUUUUUUGACUAAAUAUUAAGAUUUUGAUUAUAUAAAAAUGAAAUUAACGACUUACUUUUUAUCCAGCAUUUAUUAUUGAAGUCAUUUGUGAAAAUUAUUCACAGUUAGAUUUAGAAUAUUCUUCACAGUAUGAUGUUUCUUUUUUUUUUUUUUUUUUUUUUUAUUAUUUUUGAGUGCUGUAAACCUCCUUAUACUACAUUAAGUGAAGAGAUUUUGUUGCGAUCUUUGUUCUUCUUGUCUAGUUAAAGGGCAUUAAAUCUGAAAUUGUAUAAGAGAAAUUGAUUCCUAAAUGGGUAAAAUACUUUCUGAAGCCCUUUCAUACAUUGUUCUUAUUGUUUGUUUUCCAUCUGCAUGGUAUAAAAAUAAAGCCUUUUCAUCAUUA